AUGAUGGCUGCUCACAUGUUUGACGAAAUGUGUUUGAAAUUUAAUUUAUUUGACUUGAUAAAUCAAGAUCUGAAAAAAUUUUUAGAAAAUGUAAAAGAUGAGAAAGUUUGUAUUGUCUCUGUCAUUGGCAAAACGUCAUUGAAUUCUCCUCAAAUCAAGGAACAUAUAAUUGCUGAAGCUCUUGACAAGCAUAUUUUUCAGAAUGAAGAAAAUAAGAAAAGUAGUUGGGAUAAGGACAUUAAAGGCUAUUAUGAAUCAACUACCCGCACAAUCUUCCUGCAGAUGACAGGUAUAUCAGACACUGUAUGUUUAGUAAACAAGUGUAAGGAAAUGGAAGACGAUCUAAAGAUAAAAAGUUUUUUAGAAGUUUGGAGUGAUCUUCACUAUGGCUAUGCUAAAACACUUUUGAUGCUGUUUUGUAUAUCUCACAUCAUUAUAGUUGUGCAUCCCAAAGCUUGUUUUGAUCUGAGUUAUGUGUAUUUGUUCCGAGCAUUAGAUACAAUGAGAUCAAAAGCAAUUCCUUGGUUUCGAGAAUUACUGACUGGAAUUGACAUAUCUAAUGACUGGAUUCAAAAUGGAAGACCGUGUUCCCCCAGAGUUCUGUUUGUUUUCGAGUCUUGUCCAUUAUUCCAUACUUAUGAUAACAAUGCCAAUGCGGUGUUAGAAGGAGCUAUUAGGUCUAAACCUAAGAAACAAAGUCCAUUAAAAAAAUUGGAGCAUUCUCUUGAAGAUCAGAUUUACAGAAUUUUAAGGAAAAGCCGAGUCAUCACAAAUGUCAGUGGAAAUUCUCUUUUUGCUGUUCCUGCAAAUCAAGAAUUUGUGUUUAUAUUUUCUUCGAAACCAUAUAUUACUGAUUUUGUUGGAUUCUUUUUAACUCAGAUACGAGCUCAUUGUCAGAUGGCAAAGGAAUUAGAUCUUACAGAAAACAAACAGAGAAGUCAGACUACUUCUCUAGGAAACAGUACUUUUCAUUCCUCUGAAAACACUUUUGCUGAACGCAUGCCUUUUGGAAGUGAUAAUACUGAUCACAGCUUUUCAAAAUUUUUGUUUCAGCACAUUAAUUUAGCUUUAACAAAAGGAUUUGAUGAUAAUGUUGGUCGUUAUCCGGUGCCUGCCUAUUUUGAGCUGGCUUCUGCUCACACUUGGUUUACAAUUGCUUGCAACAUUUUAACUGCAAUGCAGAGUGAGCCAAAGGAUGCUAAAAGUAGAUCCUUUCAUCAAACAAUUAAAGCUGCUUUGGAUACUGAUGUUAAAUUUUCAGAAGGGAGGUGUGCCAAAGUGUUACCUCUUGCAUCUGCUGCUUAUCAAGAUAAUCUGCCUACUCACUAUACAGAAGAUUAUCAUCAGAACAGAUUAGCUCAUGCCUUACAUGUUUUCAACCUUCAUGCCAGAGGUCCAGCUGUUCAAAGAUUUGCAAAGCAGUUAAAAGAAGAUUGUGAGAGGCUAUGGAAAAAUGGUCAUCAAAUGUGCGAAGUUCUUAGUCUCACAGGAAACAAUUGCAUGAAUCCUAUACAUCGAACAGCAGAUGAUGAUUCUCAAGAAGAUAAAAAUUUACCAAUCAUGUCACAUUGUAGUCAAGUAAAAAUAUUAUCUACUUGUGAUUGUGGUAGGAAACAAGGCACGAGAGAUGAUCCUUUUGAUGUUAAGGCUGCAAAUCAUGACUUCUAUAUAAUUCAAAGAAAUCAGUGUUGCCGAGAUUUGGAGAGAAUUGAAUUUCCAGUGUUUCAAGCCAGCACUGUUGAAUCUCACCCUGUUAGAAUUUCACCCAUUCCCAUUCUUGUAUGCAAUGAAGACUCAGAAGAAAAGAUUAAGGAAACUAAUUCGGCCAGUAGCUCAACUCAUGGCAAUAACCUUUCCAAAGCUGAACUUUCUGAAGGUAAUUCAGAAGAGAAUUCCCUUACUAAUGAGAUAGAGCAAUUAACUACUGAUGAUCAAUCUCAAAGUCAAGCUGAAGAUGAACGGGAUGAGAUUGUAAUCAGAAUUCAGGAUGACAUCAGCUGCAAAGAUAGAAGUCUUACUAGGCAACCAUCUACUACAGAAUAUUUGCCAGGAAUGCUUCAUUCAGAAAGUAGGCUUGGUCUUCUUCCAAAAUUUCCAUCUUGGUCUUUAGUGUGUCUGGGACCAUCUAGUUUAUAUUCACACAAUAUUGGUUUACAGGAACAGCCUGGUUUUAUUGUUGGUACAAACUAUCUUUUGCCUUGGGAUGUAACAGUAAAACUUGAACAGAAAGAGCGGUGGCCUGCUUUGUGGGAAGGCAAGAGGCCAUUAAGUUUAAAAGCUAAGAAGGCAAUUAGAGAUGGUCCUCAGUUUAAUGUAAAAAUUUUUAUUGGAGUGGAAUACGAAUGUUAUCAUGGUCAUCGUUUUAUGUGUUCUGCUCCUGAUAGAGUGCUUAGAGUUACCAGUACUGGUCAUGUGAAAGAUAAUGCUUCUAAAGUCACAGGAUCUGAUAUGCCUUUGUAUUUUCCAUGCCCUUUCAGGUCCUCUAAACCACAAAUUGCUCAGUUAAUGAGAAUUCAUGUUGUUACACCUAAAGCUCCUGUUCAUGUGACUCUUAACCCAAAAGUUCAACCAGCUCCAGAACCUUGUCCACUCUUUUUCCCAACUUUGAAUGAACCCUUGAAGUUAUCGCAGUCUGCAUAUUGGGUUUUAAGAUUACCCUUUGUUUAUGAAGGUGAACAUGGACCGUAUUUACCGCCUAGAGAACCCAUGCCAGUGUCAGCAUGUCGACUACUGAAGGGAAUGUAUAAUAUUGCAGAACAACAAUCAAACAGAUGAAAUCAGGACUAGGAUUUGUGAUGAAGGGAAAAGUGCUUUUAAUAUGUUCAUGAAAACUCUGUGUCAUGCGGAAAUUCUACUUGCGAGAUGACCAGUAUCAUUUGCAGUAUCUUCAUACGACGAGUAUGUAUGAGUAGCAGUCAUUUCACACAGUGUAUGGAUUUACAUGCUGAAAUUGCAAGAAAAAUGUGUUUAAUAUCAGAAGGGAAAAUGUUUCAUCAGCUACUUGCAAAAUAUAGCUAUGGAUGCCAAAAGAAAAAUGAAUUCAUCGAAGAAUUUGUAAUUUUAAAAAUCAUUUAACAUUUUUAAUUGUCUUUUUAAUUUUGAAAGGUUAAUUUUCUUUUCCUGUAUCUUCAGACAGUAACUGCAUGGAGAAUUAAUGUUUUGGAUAAAAAUUCUUAUUUUCAGGGAUGGUGGAACAACAAAACUUGCAUUCACUUAUUUUUCUUAUGCUGCUAAAACCUGUAAAUUUCUUUCUGUACUGAGAAAAAUAUACUUCUUUUUUAUUUC
This is a messenger RNA of Stegodyphus dumicola, 3285 nucleotides long. Its product is annotated as nonsense-mediated mRNA decay factor SMG8. NCBI's taxonomy places the organism in Eukaryota, Metazoa, Arthropoda, Arachnida, Araneae, Eresidae. The record is from RefSeq and is a predicted model, not a curated record. Gene Ontology annotation, biological process: nuclear-transcribed mRNA catabolic process, nonsense-mediated decay.